Molecule: messenger RNA, 1344 nt
Organism: Trichoderma aggressivum f. europaeum
Lineage: Eukaryota; Fungi; Ascomycota; Sordariomycetes; Hypocreales; Hypocreaceae
Exons: 2
Coding region: 1-1344 (447 amino acids)
Biological process (GO): L-arginine biosynthetic process; L-ornithine biosynthetic process
Cellular component (GO): mitochondrial matrix
Molecular function (GO): L-glutamate N-acetyltransferase activity, acting on acetyl-CoA as donor; L-glutamate N-acetyltransferase activity, acting on acetyl-L-ornithine as donor
Source: RefSeq, a predicted model, not a curated record
AUGCUUAAAUUCAAGCGCGCUUAUUCCACCGGCCUGGCCAGCGCCAUCCCGCCGGCCAAGCUCAAGUACGUGCCCACAUCCGGCACGUAUCCCAAGGGCUUCCUGGCGUCGGGCGUCUUCGUCGGCGUCAAGCCGGGCAACACCAGCAAGCCGGAUCUCGCCCUCGUCACGUCGGACCGGCCAGCGUCGGCGGCGGCCGUCUUCACCAAGAACAAGUUCCAGGCGGCGCCGGUGACGUUUAGCCGCAAGAUUCUGCAGAGCAAGGCCAAUGAUGGGCUUCGCAGCGUCAUUGUCAAUUCGGGCAAUGCCAAUGCCGUGACCGGCGUCGGAGGGCUGGAGGAUGCGGCGAGCAUGGCCCGGACGGCGGACCAGAGGGUUGGCAGCGAGGAUUCGACGCUGGUGAUGAGCACGGGUGUGAUUGGACAAAGACUCCCUAUCCAGAAAAUCGUGGACCACAUCCCCAUGGCCUAUCACCAGGCCGGAGACUCUCACCGACACUGGCUGGACUGUGCCAAGGCCAUCUGCACCACAGACACCUUCCCCAAGCUCAUGUCUAGGACCUUUGAGCUGCCGUCUUCUCCUGGUGUCGAGUACCGCAUUGCGGGCAUGACCAAGGGCGCCGGCAUGAUGGCCCCCAACCUGGCCACCAUGCUCACUAUCCUGGCUACUGACGCACCCAUUGCCCCGAGUCUCAUGAACCCUCUGCUCAAGUACUCCGUCGACCGCUCGUUCAAUGCGUUGACCAUUGACGGCGACACCUCUACCAACGACACCGUCGCCCUGCUUGCCAACGGUGCUGCUGGCGGCAACGAGGUUUCGUCCGAGCAAUCUGCCGACUAUGAAGCUUUGAAGGACCUGGUGACUGACUUUUCCGCCGAGCUGGCCAAGUACCUCGUCCGUGACGGCGAGGGAGCCACCAAGUUUGUCACAAUCCGCGUCGUGGACGGUGCUUCUGAGGCUGCCUCGCGCGAGAUAGCUCGUGCCAUUGCUCGUUCGCCCCUCGUCAAGACGGCUCUGUACGGAAAAGAUGCCAACUGGGGCCGCAUUCUGUGUGCCGCUGGAUACGCUCUCAUCUCACCUCCCGGCCAGCCCGUCAACGAUGUCCCUGAAAUUAUCCCUGAGCGUACGAGUGUGUCGUUUGUUCCCACUGACGGCUCAGCUGAGCUGAAGCUGUUGGUUAACGGUGAGCCGGAGAAUGUAGAUGAGCAGAGAGCGAGUGAGAUUCUUGAGAUGGAGGACCUGGAAAUCCUGGUGAGACUGGGAACUGGCGAUAAGAGCAUCGUUCAUUGGACAUGCGAUUUCAGCCACGAUUAUGUUACGAUUAACGGCGACUACAGGACGUAA